This is a messenger RNA of Mangifera indica (mango), 3428 nucleotides long. Its product is annotated as CDPK-related protein kinase. The record is from RefSeq and is a predicted model, not a curated record. Lineage: Eukaryota; Viridiplantae; Streptophyta; Magnoliopsida; Sapindales; Anacardiaceae. The transcript is spliced from 11 exons. Gene Ontology annotation, cellular component: cytoplasm; nucleus. Gene Ontology annotation, biological process: protein autophosphorylation; peptidyl-serine phosphorylation; intracellular signal transduction. The coding region runs from base 744 to 2594 and encodes 616 amino acids. Gene Ontology annotation, molecular function: calcium/calmodulin-dependent protein kinase activity; calmodulin binding; calcium-dependent protein serine/threonine kinase activity.
UGGUGGGAAAUAGUCUUUUUCCCCAAUUUAAAAAUAAUUAAACUAACAAAUUUCAUCCUUUGUUGACUUUUUGGGUGAUGAGGUGCCUCCAUGGAAAACACUAUGGCCGCCAACUAAAAUCAAAUUGUCUCCUCAAUGUUAGGUUAUGCUUUUGAAUCUGAAUUCUUAAAUUCAAAUCAAUAUAGUGGUGCAUCAUUAUCACAUCAACAUUAGCCUAAGUGCAAAUUCAAAGGUCAAUAUUUUCAUAUUAUAAUAAUUUUCCAAAUCUCAACUGUAUAUUGCAUCUUAAAGUGACACUUUCUUGGACCAAACAAGGCAAUAUUAUGAACCGUUCUAACCUUAUCAAACGGCACAGUUUUGACUUUUAUAUCAAAUCGGCGGUCUCUGACAAGGAGAUUUCAUCAAUUAGAUUUAGACCUCACUAAAAAUCACCCAGAUUUCGCCACGUGUAAAUCAUCCAACUGACCCCACGAGCAACCCCGCUUUUUUCACCGAUCAUGUUUAUGUUUUGACAAGCAAAUCUGAAGGCACAGUCGUUUCCUUUUUAUCGCCGUUUGAAAAUCUUCCUUUCCAUCUCCUCUUAAUGAACAGUUCCAAUCACCAGUGACAAAAUUCUACUACCAUUUAAGUAUGAAGCCCUAGGAUUUCAAUUCAGAUUUAAGUUUUUUGUUUCUGGUUCUCGUCAUGAUUUAGCCUUAGAACUUUGAAUUCAUUUCAUUCUGUAUUUGGGGAGGAAGUUUCAAAUGGGUCUCUGCAACUCCAAACCCUCCCCAGACCCUAACCCCAACUCCCCUGAGUCUGUUGCUAGUCCUAAUAAGAGCUCUUCAAUUCCAGCCCAGGAAAACCCUAUUCCAGCCAAAAAUGAACCUGUUUCCACUUCUAGUUCAGUGAACGAUCAAACCAACAACCCUAGCAAUGGCGAUUUGCGGAACAAUACCGUCAAUGAAGGAAAAAAGUCCCCCUUUUUCCCCUUCUACAGUCCCAGUCCAGCUCACUACUUCUUCUCCAAGAAGCCUUCUCCUGGAAGAUCUUCGGCCAACUCCACGCCCAAGAGAUUUUUCAAGCGCCCGUUUCCUCCGCCAUCGCCAGCUAAACAUAUAAAAGCUGUGUUGGCACGGCGUCAUGGCUCCGUUAAGCGGAAUGGAGCCUCCAUUCCGGAAGGUGGUGAAGCCGAAGCUGCUACGGGGCUUGAUAAAAGUUUCGGAUUCUCAAAGAAUUUUAUAAAUAAGUAUGAACUUGGAGAUGAAGUCGGCCGUGGACACUUUGGGUACACGUGUGCAGCCAAGUUUAAGAAGGGUGAGCUUAAAGGACAGCAAGUAGCUGUCAAGGUUAUACCCAAGUCCAAGAUGACAACUGCAAUUGCAAUUGAAGAUGUGAGAAGGGAGGUGAAAAUUUUGAGAGCUUUGACCGGACAUAACAAUCUUGUUAAAUUCUAUGAUGCAUAUGAAGACACUGAGAACGUCUAUAUUGUGAUGGAGCUAUGUGAAGGCGGAGAGCUCUUAGAUAGAAUACUUGCUAGGGGCGGAAAAUACACUGAGGAUGAUGCAAAGGCUGUGAUGAUACAAAUAUUAAAUGUUGUUGCUUUUUGCCACCUUCAGGGUGUGGUGCACCGGGAUCUUAAACCUGAGAAUUUCUUGUUUACAUCAAAGGAUGAGAACUCAGUGUUGAAGGCCAUAGAUUUUGGCUUGUCAGAUUUUGUUAAACCAGAUGAAAGACUUAAUGACAUUGUUGGUAGCGCAUACUAUGUGGCACCUGAAGUUCUGCAUAAAUCUUACAGUACAGAAGCUGAUGUCUGGAGUAUUGGUGUGAUUGCGUAUAUUUUGUUGUGUGGCAGUCGUCCUUUUUGGGCUCGAACUGAGUCAGGGAUCUUUCGGGCCGUACUGAAAGCUGAUCCAAGUUUUGAUGAAACACCUUGGCCUUCUCUAUCUUCUGAGGCAAGAGAUUUUGUCAAGCGCCUGCUAAAUAAAGAUCCACGAAAAAGAUUGACUGCUGCUCAAGCUCUAAGUCAUCCCUGGAUAAAGAACUCCAAUGAUGUAAAAGUGCCUUUGGAUAUACUAAUAUUCAAACAGAUGAAGGCUUAUAUGCGUUCAUCAUCUCUCCGAAAAUCUGCUCUAAGGGCUCUCUCUAAAACAUUGACUGUGGAUGAACUAUUUUAUUUGAAGGAGCAAUUCGCAUUACUGGAACCAAACAAAAAUAGCUCCAUAAGCUUUGAAUCUAUUAGAGCGGCUUUAAUGAAAAAUUCUACAGAUGCAAUGGAGUCACGAAUUCCUGAUUUUAUGACAUCACUUAAUGCUCUUCAAUACAGAAGGAUGGACUUUGAGGAAUUUUGUGCAGCUGCAUUAAGUGUUCAUCAGCUAGAGGCUCUUGAUCGAUGGGAACAACAUGCUCGCUGUGCUUAUGAACUUUUUGAAAAAGAUGGAAACAGGGCAAUUGUCAUUGAGGAAUUAGCUUCGGAACUUGGCCUUGGGCCUUCAGUCACUGUUCAUGCUGUUCUCCAUGAUUGGGUUAGGCACACUGAUGGAAAGCUGAGCUUCCUAGGGUUUGUCAAGUUGCUGCAUGGUGGAUCAAGCCGAUCCCUUGCAAAAGCCCAAUAGAAGUUUUGUAACCAACAUAGAAGCUAAAAGUAACACUUCUUGGUGAAAACUGUUUUGGCGAAUAAAAGAAAUGGUGAGAGGUGUUGAUAGGCCUGAAUGAUGAGAAGUCUUGGUAGGCCUGAAUUUGAAUUUGAAGAGAUUUACAUAAUGAUGGCAGAGUAGGUUUGGGUUGGGACUAAUUUCAUCUCAUCUCUAUAGUAGAACCUUAUAAAGUUCCACAAUUGAAGUACUGAAGUUGGUGGCUAACUUCAUGCUGUGAAGCUAGGCAAUUAUGUCUUCCACUGUAAAGCUGUAGUUAAAGUUUUCAAUUGCAGGUGAGAAUAUUUCUCAGCUGAUUACCAGACAUUUGAUGUUCUGACAUAUUCUACCGUCUUGAUAAAGUUCAAGAUUGCAAUGAAUUCAUCAUCUUUUCUGGUCUAAAAACUUUCUACCCCAAACCCUUCGCUCUGAUGAAUAUUUUCUAAACUAGUUAAUUUGAUUCAACAUUUUCCAAACCAAUUCGUGGCUCCUGAACUCUUGACUAUUUUUCCCACAUAAUUUUGCUACUUGGGGGCUGUUAUAGCAGCUGUCAUUCAGAGAUGUGCCUAUUUUUUGUUUUCCAAACAAUCGGUUAUGCAACUAGAAAAGGUCUGAUUUCUACAAGGGUUACAUAUGCUCUUAUCUGCAAGUUAUUUAAUAGAGGAGAAAAAAGCUUUCUGUUGCAAGAGCAAUCAGAUUCAGAGUCAGGUAUGUUCAUGGGCUGCCGGCUUACCAGAGCUUAUUGGCUUCCUGUAAACGGUGCGCCUGGAAAAUCUGCAAUCAGUAAUUCAAAAUUUAUUCAAAGUGUUGCAUGAU